Pseudozyma hubeiensis SY62 is the source of this 3963-nucleotide messenger RNA. Its product is annotated as glycosyltransferase. The record is from RefSeq and is a predicted model, not a curated record. Gene Ontology annotation, molecular function: chitin synthase activity. Gene Ontology annotation, cellular component: cell septum; cell periphery. The transcript has 2 exons. The coding region runs from base 1 to 3963 and encodes 1320 amino acids. Lineage: Eukaryota; Fungi; Basidiomycota; Ustilaginomycetes; Ustilaginales; Ustilaginaceae.
AUGCGAUAUUUUGUGAAUCGAAAUGCACCGAUGGUCAGGCUGAAACCGCCCUGCACGAAAUAUGCACACACUCGAAAUCCAGCCUGUGUGGGAGCACGGAACCCCAUCGCCAGUCACAAAUCUCAUUUUGAAGUGCUGGUGCUGCACCUCUGUGCUGUGCUGUGCUGCAAAUUGUGUUCCGCUGGCUUGCUCUCUGUUCGACUGUCGCUCCUCUUUGCCUUCCAACACCAAACCAACCUCUUGUCCCCUCCAUCAUCUCCUUGGAACAGAUCGCGACCAGGCGUACGCCAUCGUCGCGUCUCGCACCUCCUUCCGACACGACUACCUUGUUCGCUUCCAUUUCUCCUCCCCAUUCUUACCAUCAUGUCGGUCAAGAACUCCCACGACCCCUUCAGCACACCGCUCGAGACCAUCACACACGACCCUCUUGCAACAUCAGAGACUGCCGGCCUCAAGGCCGACUACGACAAGCGAGCCUACGGUGAAGCCAACCCCGCCCUCGUCGGCACGCUCGAGAAGGAUGACAUCGCAAAUCGCCCCAUCGAUGCCGUCGAAGAGGUACCCACCACCGCCAUCCGCAAGUGGUGGGUGCGUCUGACCUGGCUCACCACCUGGUGGAUCCCGUCCUUUGUCCUUUCAAAGUGCGGCGGCAUGAAGCGUCCCGACGUACAGAUGGCCUGGCGCGAAAAGUUCACCAUCUGCGCCAUCAUCUUUUGGUUGUGCGCCAUCAUUCUUUUCUACAUCAUCGCCUUCGGUCGCCUCCUCUGUCCCGACUACGACAAGGCCUGGAACAUGAGCCAGCUCAGUCAACACGCUGGCGACAACGACUACUACGCCGCUGUUCGUGGUACCGUCUACGAUUUUACCAAGUUCUACAAGGGCGACCACUCCGAUAUCACCAACUUGCAGACCAGCUCCGACCUCAUGCUCCAGCUCGCCGGUCAAGACCUCACCGAGUACUUCCCCGUCCCGCUCACCGUCGGAUGCCAGUCGCUCGUCUCGGACACCUCGCUCGCCCUCCAGCCCACCGCCAACAACACGCCCGCCAUCUCGCAGGCCAUCCACACCUCGGGUCCGCUCCAGAGCGAUGCUGCUUCCAAGCUGCACGACAUCAACUGGUACCCUGACCGCUUCCUUCCCUUUGUCAACAAGCUCCGAAAGGGCUACUACGUCUACUCGAAAAAGGACAUCGCCGUUCAAGGCCAGUGGAGGCAGUGGGCCAUCGUCAACAGCAAGGUGUACGACAUCUCCGACUACCUCAACACCGUCUCCAUCUACCAGACCAACCCGGCCUACUCCUUCCUCGACUCGUCCAUCGUCUCGCUGUUCAAGGCUCAAGCAGGCAGCGACAUUACAGGCGAUUUUGAAGAUGCCAUGAGCAGCUUCAACCAGACCUACCGUGGUGCUAUGCAGGCCUGUCUCGAUAACGUCUUUUACGUCGGCAAGACCGACUUCCGCAACACGGCCCGAUGCGAGGUGCAAAACUACCUCCUGCUCGCCUUCUCGGUGCUCCUCGUCACCACCGUCUUGGCCAAAUUCAUCGCAGCGCUCCAGCUCGGCACCAAGCGUACCCCAGAGCAGCAGGACAAGUUUGUCAUCUGUCAGGUCCCCUGUUACACCGAAAGCGAGGACGAGCUGCGCAAGACCAUCGACUCGAUCGCCGGCCUUGAGUACGACGACAAGCGAAAGCUCCUCUUCCUCAUCUGCGACGGUAUGAUCGUCGGCAGCGGAAACGACCGUUCGACACCACGCAUCGUGCUCGACAUUCUCGGCGUCGAUCCCAAGAUCGAUCCAGAGCCGCUCAUGUUCAAGUCGGUCGCGGAGGGUUCCAAGCAGCUCAAUUACGCCAAAGUGUACUCCGGUCUUUACGAGUUUGAGGGCCACGUCGUUCCUUACAUCGUCAUCGUCAAAGUCGGUCGUCCCAGCGAACGCUCGCGUCCAGGCAACCGUGGUAAGCGUGACUCGCAGGUGCUGCUCAUGCGCUACCUCAACCGUGUCCACUUUGACGCACCCAUGUUCCCGCUCGAGCUCGAGAUCUACCACCAGAUGAAGAACGUCAUCGGAAUCGAUCCUGCCUUCUACGAGUACAUCCUCAUGGUCGAUGCCGACACGCGCGUCGAGGCCGACGGUCUCAACAGGCUGGUGGCCAACUGCGCCGACGACUCGAGCAUCAUCGCCAUCUGUGGAGAGACCACGCUCGACAACGCCGAAGGCUCGUGGUGGACCAUGAUCCAGGUGUACGAGUACUAUAUUUCGCACCACCUCGCCAAGGCGUUCGAGUCGCUCUUUGGCAGUGUCACCUGUCUGCCCGGUUGUUUCUCGCUCUACCGCAUCCGCAGCUCGGACAAGGGUCGUCCGCUGUUCAUCUCGAACCGCAUCAUCGACGAAUACUCGGAGAACCGCGUCGACACGCUGCACAAGAAGAACCUGCUGCACCUCGGUGAGGACCGAUACUUGACCACGCUCGUGCUCAAGAAUUUCCCCUCGUUCCGAACCAAGUUUGUCGCCGACGCCAAGGCGCUCACGAGCGCGCCCGACCGCUUCGGCGUUCUGCUUUCGCAGCGUCGACGAUGGAUCAACUCGACCGUGCACAACCUCGCCGAGCUGGUUCUCAUGCCCGAGCUGUGUGGAUUCUGCCUGUUCUCGAUGCGCUUCAUCGUCUUCAUUGAUCUGCUGGGAACCGUGAUCCUGCCUGCUACCGCCGUCUACCUGGUCUACCUCAUCGUCACCGUCGCGACCAAAUCAGCCGCCAUCCCUUACAUCUCGAUCGCCAUGAUCGCCGCCGUGUACGGCCUGCAGGCGAUCCUGUUCCUGCUGAAGCGACAGUGGCAGUACAUUGGUUGGUUGAUCAUCUACAUCUUGGCGUACCCGGUGUUCUCGUUCUUCCUGCCCAUCUACUCGUUCUGGCACAUGGACGACUUUUCGUGGGGCAACACGCGUAUCGUGGUGGGCGAAAAGGGCAACAAGAAGAUCGUCGCCGGUACGGACGACGAGCCGUACGACGACACGAUGAUCCCCGUCAAGCGAUUCAGCGAGUACCAGCGCGAGGUGUGGGAGGAGGAGGCAGCGGCGCCGUCGAUGCGAUCGGGCAUGACGGGAGCCAGUGGACCGUUUGGCAACUCGCAGGCCAUCCUGCACAGCGGACCGCCGAGCCUGUACAAGGCUGGCAGCGCGUAUGCUGGCAGCAUGGCUGGCUCCGAUUACGGAGGUGGGCUGGGCGACUACUACCAGAACACCAACGUGCUGCAGAAGCCGGCGCACUCGCGACAGACGUCGGCGGCUGCUCUGUCGCAGAUGGGAGGAGUCUCGCAGGCGCCGUCGAUGAUCUUUGGAGGCGCUGCUGGCGGCGGCGGCACGCCUUCGAUGUACGGCAUGCCCGGUAUGGGAUCGAUGUACGGCAUGCCAGCGUCGUCGGCAUCCAUGUACGGCAUGCCGGCAUCGUCGGCUUCCAUGUACGGCAUGCCCAACCCGAUGAUGAACCCGACAGCGUCGAUGUACGGCAUGCCACCGAUGCUAGCCAACACGCUGGGAUCGCCUGCCAAUUCGGACAUUGGUCUGACGAUGCCGCUCACGCAGCAGAACACGGGCGGAAGCCACAUUUGGGCGCAGCAGGAAGCGGAAGCAGCAGCAGCAGCAGCAGCAGCGAACAACGCCAGCCCGCGUACAAGCGGUAUGAUGGCGAGACCGUUCUCGACGCAGUCUGCGCUCAACGCGUCGAAUCCGUUCGCUGCCGCGCCGGUGGCACGAUCCCUGCCGAUCAACGAUGCAUCCGAUCCGACGGACGAGGAGAUCAAGUCGGCGGUGCAGACCUACCUUGCGAACCAGCCGAGCUUGAUGAACGUGACCAAGCGAUCGGUGCGCGAGGCGCUGGUGGGAGCGUUCCCGAACGCGGAGCUGUCGUCCAAGAAGCAGAUGAUCAACAAGGCGAUCGACGACACGCUCUCGGGUGGUGCACAGGCUUGA